This is a messenger RNA of Cryptomeria japonica (Japanese cedar), 1686 nucleotides long. Its product is annotated as cytochrome P450 71AU50-like. Gene Ontology annotation, molecular function: iron ion binding; oxidoreductase activity, acting on paired donors, with incorporation or reduction of molecular oxygen; monooxygenase activity. The transcript has 2 exons. The coding region runs from base 33 to 1565 and encodes 510 amino acids. The record is from RefSeq and is a predicted model, not a curated record. Lineage: Eukaryota; Viridiplantae; Streptophyta; Pinopsida; Cupressales; Cupressaceae.
GCAGGCUUGCCAAUUUCCCUUUUUCUCUCAGCAUGGAAUCGCUGACUUGCUUCCUGAAUGAGGCCCUCACCAUAGCAUUUGUGAUCUUCUUUUGCCUCUACUUCUUUUUGUAUAAACUGAAGUCCAAAGGCAUCAAAUUGAAAUCGCCCCCCGGCCCACGUCCAUGGCCACUCUUAGGAAAUCUCCAUCUCCUGGGAAACCAUCCUCAUCAGUCUCUCUCGGCGCUGGCAAAGAUUUACGGGUCUAUUAUGUUUCUCCGCUUGGGCUCCGUCCCCACUGUCGUGGUGUCUUCCCCUGCCAUGGCCAAAGAGUUCCUCAAAGCCCACGAUUUGGUCUUUGCAUCCAGACCAAACUGUGCAGUGGGGAAGUAUAUAUGCUAUAAUCAUAGGGACGUGGCGUUUGUCCCCUAUGGAGCGUACUGGAGGCAGAUGAGAAAGCUGUGCACAGUUGAGCUGCUCACAGUAAAGAGAAUCGAGUCUUUCAGAUUUGUGAGAGAGGAAGAAGUGUCUGCCAUGAUCCGCUGCAUCUGGCAGGAAAGCGGGCACGGAGCGCAGUGUGUGGAUGUGAGGAAGAGACUCUCCUCCCUCACACAAAAUAUUACCUGCAGAAUGUUUGCCAGCAGAACGUACUCCGACAACGAAUUGAGUGGAGGCCAUGGCUUCAAAGAAAUGGCUGAGGAGAUGACAACUGUGUCCGGUGCAUUUUUCAUUGGCGAUUUCAUUCCUUCUCUCGACUGGCUCGACUUGCAAGGAUUCCGUCGUCGCAUGCUGGCCGUUCACAAAAUAUUUGACCGAUUUGCUGAGAAAGUAAUCGAUGAGCACGUCCAUCGUAGAUUGGAAAAAGGAGAACACAACGAAGAAGAUCGCGUUAAAGAUAUCGUAGACGUGAUGCUCGACAUGGCGGAGACGGAGGGCCAGACAAUCUCACGUGUUGACAUCAAAGCCAUGAUCUUGGAUAUGUUAAUCGCGGGAAUGGAAACAUCGGUGACAUUGGUAGAGUGGGCGGUGAGUGAGCUGCUGAGGAAUCCUGCAACGUUGGCACGAGUGCAGCAAGAGAUGGAAUGCGCAGUGGGCAGAAAUCGCAGAAUAGAGGAGAGUGACGUUAAGAAGCUCGAUUACUUGCGAUGCGUGGUGAAAGAAACUUUUCGACUUCACCCGCCACUUCCUCUGCUCAUUCCGCAUGAGUCGAUGGAAGGCUGCAGCAUUGAAGGAUAUUUCAUUCCGCCAAAGACACGGGUGUAUGUGAAUGUGUGGGCGAUUGGAAGGGAUGAAAACGUUUGGAAAGAUGCUCAUCAGUUUAAGCCCGAGCGAUUCAUAGGCAGCAAUAAGGAUGUGAGAGGUCAGGACUUCGAUUUGCUGCCCUUCGGAGGGGGAAGAAGAGGGUGCCCUGGGAUUACAAUGGGUCUUUCUGUUAGUGAGUUGGCACUCGCUCAGCUGCUUCAUUGCUUUGACUGGACUGUGGAGGGCGAGGUAGAUAUGACAGAAGGGUUUGGAAUAACUGUUCCCAUAAAAAAUUCGCUGUUUGCCUGCCCUAAAUGGAGGCUCGCUACAGAAUAUCCUGUUUGAAGCAAAUAUUUUCUGAUGUGUUUCUUUGUUAGGCUUAUAAGUUAAGAGCGUGGUUUAGUUAAUAAUAGUGUGUGUCUAAUAAUUUACUGAGUGUGUUGGAUAAAUAAUAGUGGGUUUUUUA